Calypte anna (Anna's hummingbird) is the source of this 2371-nucleotide messenger RNA. RefSeq names its product lysine-specific demethylase 2A. The record is from RefSeq and is a predicted model, not a curated record. The transcript has 17 exons. NCBI's taxonomy places the organism in Eukaryota, Metazoa, Chordata, Aves, Apodiformes, Trochilidae. The annotation marks the transcript as partial. Gene Ontology annotation, molecular function: histone demethylase activity; DNA binding; zinc ion binding. Gene Ontology annotation, biological process: regulation of transcription by RNA polymerase II; protein demethylation.
GGCCGAGUCAGUGUGUAUGUGAGACUCUGACGGGUUCAAAAUGGCGGCGGCGGCUCCUGUAAGAGGACAAAGGCGCAGGAGGGACCUGGAGGAAGAGGAGGAAGACAGCAGCCCUGGAGUGUCCUUCUCACUCUCUUCAGAAGAGUCGGAGAUGGAGCCUGAGGAAGAAAGGAUCCGUUACAGCCAAAGACUGCGUGGCACCAUGAGGCGGCGUUACGAGGACGACGGCAUCUCCGAUGAUGAGAUUGAAGGGAAGAGGACGUUUGACCUGGAGGAAAAGCUCUCCACCAACAAGUUUAACUCCACCUUCGUGGUCUUCAUGGAAGGCAAAGAUUUCACAGUUGAGUACAUCCAACGAGGUGGCCUGAGGGACCCUCUCAUCUUCAGGAGUGCUGAUGGCCUGGGGAUAAAGAUGCCAGACCCGGAUUUCAGCGUGAAUGAUGUGAGGCUGUGUGUGGGGAGCCGACGGAUGGUGGACGUCAUGGAUGUGAACACUCAGAGGGACAUUGAGAUGUCCAUGGCUCAGUGGGCACGUUACUAUGAAACACCUGAGGCUGAGAGGGAGAAACUUUACAAUGUCAUCAGCCUGGAGUUCAGCCACACCAAACUGGAGAACCUGGUGCAGAGACCUGCCACGGUGGAUUUAAUUGACUGGGUUGAUAACAUGUGGCCCAGACACCUGAAGGAGAGUCAGACAGAGUCUACAAAUGCAAUCCUGGAGAUGCAGUACCCAAAGGUGCAGAAGUACUGUCUGAUGAGUGUCAAGGGCUGCUACACAGAUUUCCACGUGGACUUUGGUGGGACUUCUGUGUGGUACCACAUCCACCGAGGGGGAAAGAUCUUCUGGUUGAUCCCUCCCACCCCCCAGAACCUGGAGCUCUAUGAGAACUGGCUUCUCUCAGGGAAGCAGGGAGACAUUUUCCUUGGGGACAGAGUGUCCGAGUGCCAGCGCAUCGAGCUCAAGCAGGGUUACACAUUUGUCAUCCCCUCAGGUUGGAUCCAUGCUGUGUACACACCCAUGGACACACUGGUUUUUGGAGGCAACUUCUUACACAGCUUCAACAUCCCCAUGCAGCUCCGGAUCUACAGCAUCGAAGAUCGCACCCGGGUCCCCAAUAAGUUUCGUUACCCCUUCUAUUACGAGAUGUGUUGGUACGUGCUGGAGCGCUACGUCUACUGCAUCACCAGCCGCUCACACCUGACCAAGGACUUCCAGAAGGAAUCACUCAGUAUGGAUAUGGAGCUGAGCUCCUCGGACUCAGUAAACAUGGAAGAGGAGGAGGAGGAGGAAGAAGAUGAGGAUGCAGCAGGGAAGGAGCCCAGGAGACCCAUCACAAGGAGGUCCAUUCUCACCAGCCCCAUAGCCAAUGGUGCCAACGUGGACUAUGAUGAACUGGGCAAGAGCUGCCGGGGCAGCCUGCCGGGGCUGAAGAAGACCCCAUCUAUUGACUCUUCCGACUCCAGCAGGGGCUCCCAAAAUGGCCAGGCCUGGGACCCCAACGCUGGCAGCCCACGCAAGACCAGGAAGGUUCACCUGACCCAGUUUGAGCUGGAGGGGCUGCGUUGCCUGGUGGACAAACUGGAGUCCCUCCCCCUGCACAAGAAGUGUGUUCCCACCGGCAUCGAGGACGAGGACGCCCUCAUCGCUGACGUCAAGCUGCUGCUAGAAGAAUACGCAAACAGCGAUCCCAAACUGGCACUUACAGGCGUCCCCAUCGUCCAGUGGCCCAAGAGAGAUAAGCUAAAGCUCCAGGCCCGGCUCAGGGUGCGUUUUCCCACCAUCCCCAUCACCAAGCCUCACACCAUGAAGCCAGCCCCUCGCCCCACACCCGUCAGGUCCACGGUCUCUCCCAUCGUCUCCGGUGCCCGGCGGAGGCGGGUGCGGUGCCGAAAAUGCAAGGCUUGCAUGCAGGGGGAGUGUGGCAUGUGCCACUACUGCAGGGACAUGAAGAAAUUCGGCGGGCCUGGCCGCAUGAAGCAGUCCUGUGUCCUCCGGCAGUGCUUGGCGCCCAGGCUGCCUCACUCGGUCACGUGUGCACUUUGUGGGGAGGUGGAUCAGAACGAGGACUCACAGGACUUUGAAAAGAAGCUCAUGGAGUGCUGUAUCUGCAACGAGAUCGUUCACCCUGGCUGCCUGCAGAUGGAUGGGGAAGGGCUGCUCAACGAUGAGCUCCCCAACUGCUGGGAGUGCCCCAAAUGCUACCAGGGUGACGACGCAGAGAAGGGCCAGGUAGGAGGCGAGCUGUGCGGUGGCAGGGCAAGGACACGUGUCCCCCAUCCCGUCCCCCUGCUGCAGAGGGACAAGCUGACAGCUCCCUGCUCUCUGUCCCCGGCUCCCAGGGAGCCCGGCAUCGGGCCAGGACCCGGCUUC